This is a messenger RNA of Suncus etruscus (white-toothed pygmy shrew), 1068 nucleotides long. RefSeq names its product orthodenticle homeobox 1 (gene OTX1). The record is from RefSeq and is a predicted model, not a curated record. Gene Ontology annotation, molecular function: RNA polymerase II cis-regulatory region sequence-specific DNA binding; DNA-binding transcription factor activity, RNA polymerase II-specific. NCBI's taxonomy places the organism in Eukaryota, Metazoa, Chordata, Mammalia, Eulipotyphla, Soricidae. Gene Ontology annotation, cellular component: nucleus. The coding region runs from base 1 to 1068 and encodes 355 amino acids. The transcript has 3 exons. Gene Ontology annotation, biological process: multicellular organism development; regulation of transcription by RNA polymerase II.
AUGAUGUCUUACCUCAAACAACCCCCAUACGGCAUGAAUGGGCUUGGCCUGGCUGGGCCCGCCAUGGACCUGCUGCACCCUUCCGUGGGCUAUCCUGCUACACCGAGAAAGCAGAGGCGGGAGCGCACCACCUUCACGCGCUCGCAGCUGGACGUGCUGGAGGCGCUCUUCGCCAAGACUCGCUACCCUGACAUCUUCAUGCGCGAGGAGGUGGCACUCAAGAUCAACCUGCCCGAGUCCCGAGUCCAGGUUUGGUUCAAGAACCGCCGGGCCAAAUGCCGGCAGCAACAGCAGAGCGGCAGUGGGACCAAGAGCCGCCCCGCCAAGAAGAAGUCGUCUCCGGUGCGGGAAAGUUCAGGCUCCGAAAGCAGCGGCCAGUUCACGCCACCCGCGGUGUCCAGCUCCGCCUCGUCUUCGAGCUCGGCGUCCAGCGCCUCCGCCAACCCCGCAGUCGCCGCCGCGGCGGGUCUGAGCGGGAACCCGGCGGUGGCCGUGCCGUCGUCGCUCAGUGCGCCGGCCGCCUCGUCCAUCUGGAGUCCGGCCUCCAUCUCGCCCAGUUCGGCGCCCGCGUCGGUGUCUGUGCCCGAGCCUUUGGCCGCGCCGAGCAACGCAUCUUGCAUGCAGCGCUCGGUGGCCGCUGGCGCCGCUUCAGCCGCAGCCUCGUACCCCAUGUCCUACGGCCAGGGCGGCAGCUACGGCCAGGGCUACCCAGCGCCCUCCUCCUCCUACUUCGGCGGUGUGGACUGCAGCUCCUAUCUGGCGCCCAUGCACUCGCACCACCACCCGCACCAGCUCAGCCCGAUGGCGCCCUCCUCCAUGGCGGGCCACCACCACCACCACCCGCACGCGCACCACCCCUUGAGCCAGUCGUCGGGCCACCACCAUCACCACCACCAUCACCACCACCAGGGGUACGGCGGCUCCGGGCUGGCCUUCAACUCCGCCGACUGCUUGGAUUACAAGGAGCCUGGGGCUGCUGCUGCUUCCACGGCCUGGAAACUCAAUUUCAACUCGCCCGACUGUCUGGACUAUAAGGACCAAGCUUCCUGGCGGUUCCAGGUCUUGUGA